Messenger RNA from Thlaspi arvense, 2406 nucleotides. The record is from the annotation of a GenBank genome assembly. Lineage: Eukaryota; Viridiplantae; Streptophyta; Magnoliopsida; Brassicales; Brassicaceae.
UUUUAUUAUUUUAGACGGAGUACACGUGUCACUAUUUUAACGAACCAAACCCAACUUAAAUCGGGGGUUCACCUCAAAUUCCUAUUCUUCUUCUUUCUUGUGUGUUUUUUUUGGGUUUUUUCUUUUCUUCUUAAAAUCCAAAAAACAAGGCACCAAUCGAAAACAAACCAAACCUGAUUCAUACCUGAUCUACGACAAAAACACUUUCCCUCUCUUUACUCUGAUCCGAUCUGUCCCUCGUUUUUUUUUCUUCCAUACAUUCAAUCUUACGGAUCUUCUUCUUCUUCUUCUUGUUCGAAUUCUGUCACCGUCGAUUUUUUUCCGAGAUCUGAUCGUCGGUAUCGAGAAUUUGAGAUGGCGAGGAGUAAAGUGGUUAGUGGAAAUGGGAUAUGGAAAUAUUUCAACCCAUCGUAUUAUCUCAGAAGGCCGAGGCGUCUUGCUUUGCUUUUCAUUCUCUUCCUCUCUGUUUCCAUCGUCGUUUGGGAUCGUCAAACUCUUGCCCGCGAUUACGAGAUUGAAGUUUCCAAGUUAAAUGAAGAAGUUUUUCGGUUGCAGCUUACGUUGGAAGAGCUAAAAAGCGUCACAGAGGAUGUAUCUGUGAAGACUUUGAAGGAUGUCCAAGAUCCAAUUGAUGCCCAGCGAAUGCAGAGAGUCAAAGAAGCAAUGAUUCAUGCUUGGAGCUCAUAUGAAAAGUAUGCCUGGGGACAAGACGAGCUUCAGCCGCAGACAAAAGAUGGCGUUGACAGUUUUGGUGGCCUUGGAGCAACUAUGAUAGAUGCACUAGAUACACUCUAUAUAAUGGGUCUAGAUGAGCAGUUUAAGAAAGCCAGAGAGUGGGUUGCAACGUCAUUAGACUUCGACAAGGAUUAUUCGGCCAGCAUGUUUGAGACAACCAUAAGAGUGGUGGGAGGGCUUCUCAGCGCGUAUGAUCUCUCUGGGGAUAAACUUUUCCUUGAGAAGGCUAAGGAUAUUGCAGACAGGUUAUUGCCUGCAUGGGACACUAAAUCUGGAAUCCCGUAUAAUAUUAUCAACUUGAGACAUGGAAAUGCUCACAAUCCUACAUGGGCAGGGGGAGACAGUAUUCUCGCAGACUCUGGUACUGAACAGCUCGAGUUUAUUGCUCUUUCCCAGAGGACAGGGGACCCAAAAUAUCAGCAAAAGGUGGAAAAGGUUAUUACAGUACUAAACAAGAACUUCCCUGCUGAUGGUUUACUUCCGAUAUAUAUAAAUCCCGAGACAGCUAAUCCAUCGUACUCUACCACGACGUUUGGUGCCAUGGGAGACAGCUUUUACGAAUAUUUGCUAAAAGUUUGGGUGUUUGGGAGCAAAACUUUAAAAGUGAAACACUAUAGAGAAAUGUGGGAGAAAUCAAUGAAUGGUCUGCUAAGCUUGGUUAAGAGAUCAACACCGUCUUCGUUUACAUAUAUCUGUGAGAAGAGUGGAAAUUCUUUGAUCGAUAAGAUGGAUGAAUUAGCAUGCUUUGCUCCUGGAAUGUUGGCUUUAGGAGCAUCUGGGUAUAAAGAUCCUGCUGAAGCUAAGAAGUUUCUCUCUCUUGCUGAAGAGCUUGCAUGGACAUGUUAUAACUUUUACCAAACAACACCAACAAAACUGGCUGGGGAGAAUUAUUUCUUCAACUCUGGGAAUGACAUGAGUGUUGGAACGUCGUGGAACAUCUUGAGACCAGAAACUGUCGAAUCACUGUUUUACCUCUGGAGGUUAACUGGGAACAAGACUUACCAAGAGUGGGGAUGGAAUAUAUUUGAAGCGUUUGAGAAGAACUCGCGCAUAGAGUCUGGAUAUGUCGGUCUGAAGGAUGUUAAUACAGGAGUUAAGGACAACAAGAUGCAAAGUUUCUUCCUCGCUGAGACGCUCAAGUAUCUCUAUCUCCUCUUCUCGCCCACAUCGGUCAUUCCCUUGGACGAGUGGGUUUUCAACACAGAAGCUCAUCCACUUAAGAUCGUGCCCUGGAAUGACCAGGUGAAUCUCGGACAAUCUAAAUCCAACAGCGUGCAGCUACGCAAACCACCAAUUAGAUUACGCCAGAGACGGUUUGGUCGGGUAGGAAAUAAGUAAGCUCGCUGGCUCGAGAGAGGUCACGGUGUGAAUCUUUUGGAACCGGCGUUGUGAUUCGUAGAAAGGGACAUUUCUUAACCGGGUAAUGGAAUUUGGCUUUGGCUAUUCAAAGACCCUUUUAAUUUAUUCAAGGAACCAUCUUAUAAAGAUUUCAAGAUAUUAGACACUUGUUGUAUUGAUUUGGACAAAUUAACCAUAUAUACAGGGUUUUUUUCCACACUUAUACCUUGUCUUUCAUUGUAUUGGUUAGUAUAAUUUUUCAAGAAGUAACAAUGAAAGAUUUUCAAUUUAUUAACUGUCUAACAAAAACAAAGCACAUGUGUAUGCGACCAA